This is a messenger RNA of Aspergillus nidulans FGSC A4, 1372 nucleotides long. Its product is annotated as glutamine amidotransferase subunit DUG3. Gene Ontology annotation, cellular component: glutathione hydrolase complex; cytoplasm. Gene Ontology annotation, biological process: glutathione catabolic process; L-glutamine metabolic process. The coding region runs from base 88 to 1233 and encodes 381 amino acids. The record is from RefSeq and is a predicted model, not a curated record. Gene Ontology annotation, molecular function: omega peptidase activity; peptidase activity; glutathione gamma-glutamate hydrolase. Lineage: Eukaryota; Fungi; Ascomycota; Eurotiomycetes; Eurotiales; Aspergillaceae. The transcript is spliced from 4 exons.
UACUUCUCUCUUCCUGGACCAACCGGACGUCUAGCUACUGUGAAGACCUUUAAAUAUAUAUUCAGAGCUGCGUAUACUCGAUCGACUAUGUGUCGCUUUCUAGUGUAUAAGGGCAGACAUGAAAUCCGUCUCAGCAAGCUAGUCACAGAGCCCAGCCAUUCCAUCUUGACACAGUCCUACGACUCACGCUUGAGACUUGACAACCGCCGCCCUGUAAACGGCGACGGCUUCGGCGUAGGUUUCUAUACAGACCCCAAGCUGGGUCCAGAGCCCUGCAUAUUCACAUCAACCCUGCCAGCCUGGAACUGCGAAAACUUGGAACGGCUUGCCUCAAAGACCUGUUCAAACUUGAUUUUUGCGCACGUCCGCGCAACAACAGAAGGCACCCUCUCCGACACAAACUGUCACCCGUUCCAGCACAACACGCUCAUGUGGAUGCACAACGGCGGCAUCGGCGGAUGGCACUACAUCAAGCGUGCCCUUGCCGAUUCACUCGCGGACAAGUGGUAUCUCGGCGUGAAGGGCGGGACAGAUAGCGAGUGGGCAUUCGCAUUGUUCUUAGACCUCUUAGCGAAAGAGGGUGCAGACCCGAGCUGUGAUCCUGGCCCUGAGGGUUUCGGACAGGCACUAUUACGAAAAGUGAUGGUGAAGACGAUCGCAAAGAUCAACGAGUUCAUCAAGGAUAUUCCAAAUCGGCAUAACGUGCCUGAAACGCUGGAGACGAGGAGCUUGUUGAAUUUUGCUGUUACAGAUGGACAUACGGUUGUCUGCACGCGGUAUAUUAGUUCUAAGACGGAUGAGCCGGCAAGUCUGUAUUUCUCGUCUGGGACUAAGUGGAAGGAGGGAAAGGUGAAGGGGCAUUUUAAAAUGGAAAGACAUGAUAAGGGAGCGGAUAUAGUGCUGGUGGCCAGUGAGCCGAUUACGUUUGAGAGGCACAACUGGGUCUCUGUCCCGGCAAACUCGAUUGUCACGAUACACAAGCAAACCGUGCUUCUUCACCCGAUUUUAGACGAAUACUACAACGAGGAUUCAAACCACGAUCGUUCCUCGUGCUAUGCCGUCUCAAAGGGCCUUGUCAGCACAGCCCCAGGAACGACGGUUCAGCCGCAGGGCACAGAUACUCUCCCCAAACCCGACAUCGGCAUUAGUGAUCCCGGGCUGGAGCCCGAGGCCAACGGAGGAAUGCCGAGAAGUCAGCUUAAGGCAACGAAUCAGUGUGCCCUAUCCCACUGAUGGGCAACUACGUAUAUAUUUUGGGCGUUUGCAGGGCUUAUGGAGUCACUGGUGUUGGAGUCGCUAUCCCGGGUUAGAGUAGUUCAGUCAGCCUUUUUGGUGUUAUUAUUUAGGUCGACACGUUCAUUGCAGUAGGUAG